Messenger RNA from Arachis duranensis, 1152 nucleotides. RefSeq names its product histone-lysine N-methyltransferase ASHR2. NCBI's taxonomy places the organism in Eukaryota, Viridiplantae, Streptophyta, Magnoliopsida, Fabales, Fabaceae. The transcript has a single exon. Bases 87 to 1130 code for a protein of 347 amino acids. The record is from RefSeq and is a predicted model, not a curated record. Gene Ontology annotation, molecular function: protein binding.
UUAUCCCCAAAAGCACAUGAUGAAGCAAUAAUUGACCAACUCUGAAACUUGAAAUCUUGUUGACAGUGAUGACAAGUUGAGAAGCUAUGGCAGAUUCAAUGUUGAGGGUGGAGCAUAUUGCAGGAAAAGGAAGAGGCCUUGUAGCCUCACAAGCUCUCAAAGCUGGCCAAGUUAUCCUCACUGAACCCCCUCUCAUUCUCUAUUCUUCUUCCCCUCUUACUUCUUCUUCUUCUUACUGUGAUCACUGCUUCAGAACCCUACCUACUACUCUUCUUUCAUGUCCUUCUUGUCUCAACCACCAUUUCUGCAGCAACAAGUGCCUCUCUACUUCCCUCAAUUCCUCUCAUUCCUCCACUGUUUGCCAAGCACUCUUAUCACUUCAACGUUCACCACUGCUUCAACAACACCAUCAAGUGCAAGCGCGUUUUGUUGCUGCUCUUCACAACCUUGCAGUUUCUGAGAUCAACACUUUGCUUUCUCUACAUGGCACCCCAGAUGAUUCUAUCCUUCAAGAUGCAAACUUUCUUCAUGAUCUAAUCUCACCCCUUUUUCCUAACAACAAGCUUAGUGUUGAUCUUGUUGCUCAGGCUCUAGCAAAGGACAGGAUCAAUUCCUUCUGCUUGAUGGAGCCUUAUAACCCUAAUGGACCUCAGAGAUCAAUUAAGGCAUAUGGGAUAUACCCAAAAGCCACAAUGUUUAACCAUGAUUGUGUUCCCAAUGCUUGCAGGUUUGAUUAUAUGAACACUACUUAUACUAAUUCUAAUACUAAUGACAUUGUUAUUAGGUUGAUUAAGGAUGUUGAUGAAGGAGAAGAGAUUUGCACAAGCUAUUUUAGGAUUGGGAGGGAUUAUGCUACAAGGAAGAAGAUCUUGAUGGAGGAUUAUGGGUUUGUUUGUAGGUGUGAGAGGUGCAAGGUUGAAGCAAGUUGGAGUAAUAAUGAUGAGAAUGAAGAUCAUGAUCAUGUGCCACAUGUAAGGUUUCUUAAGAAGCAUGUUUGUAAUAUCAAGAAUUGUGGUGGCACUUUGGCACCUCUUCCUCCAAAACAUGAUGCACCGUUUAAUAAUAAUGUUCUUGAGUUUAAUUUUUGUGGCAAUUUCAAAAUCGGUGAUGAUGAUCAUGAUGUUAUAUAAAGCAUAUAUGAUAUUUGUAGAA